Messenger RNA from Vicia villosa (hairy vetch), 2297 nucleotides. Its product is annotated as protein NRT1/ PTR FAMILY 1.2-like. Bases 685 to 2292 code for a protein of 535 amino acids. NCBI's taxonomy places the organism in Eukaryota, Viridiplantae, Streptophyta, Magnoliopsida, Fabales, Fabaceae. Gene Ontology annotation, biological process: transmembrane transport; oligopeptide transport. Gene Ontology annotation, molecular function: transmembrane transporter activity. The transcript has 4 exons. The record is from RefSeq and is a predicted model, not a curated record. Gene Ontology annotation, cellular component: plasma membrane.
UAAAAAAUAAAAUAAAUUAUUAAAUUAGAAAAAAAUUAAAAUAAAUUAUUUAAAUAUUAAUUAUUUAAAUUUAAUUUAAUUUCAAUCGACAAUUAUUAUUAAUAUAUAAUCACAAAAACAUAAAAGAAAAUAAAAUUGGUAGAAUAAGGUGUUGAAUUUUAUUAAAUAAAAAUUAUUGUAGUGAGUAAAAGUUGAAUAAGUGUUGAAUUAUUAGAUGAAAGAGAGAAGAUAAUAUGAAAUGUAAAAAGUGAAAAAGGAGGGUGAUGAAUAUAUAAACUAUUUUAUUGGCUAGGAUGUAAGAAAACAAUAUUUGGAAACUUAAACUCUAAAUUGGAACAAUUAAUUAUGAUCCAUUUCCAAAACUCUUCUCCUGCCAACUUUGGACCACCAACUUACUAACUAUCAAGCUCAAACACACCAUUAAAUUUAACACAAGCUGCAAAUUGAAUCCCUAAAGAGCACUAGUGCUCUCAACAAGAGUCGAUUCAGCAGCCAAAUGUCGUUUCCAAGUUUUACCAGCAAUGAAGUGCCUGAGGUGGGUUCGGGCGGGUACUGUAGGUAUGAGUUUUGUUAUCAUGUCUAUCGAGCAUUAAGAUUAUGACCGGUGGAAUGUGGUUCAGAUUAGGAUGAGACGAUCAGUCUUGAUAGAGUUGUUUUUUCCCCUCAGAAUGGUAGUUUUGCAGGAUGGGGAUUUCUUUAAUUACAACAAUCAACUCAGCAAAUGAGGCACUUGCAAGGAUGGCAAGCUUUGGAAUUUUGCCCAACAUGAUAUUGUAUUUGAUGGGAACUUACAAACUUCCUCUUGGAAAAGCUACCCAAAUACUCAUUUUAUCCUCUGCAGCCACCAAUUUCAUGCCAGUAGUUGGUGCUUUUGUAGCAGAUUCUUAUCUUGGCCGAUUCUUAGUUGUUGGAUUAGGUUCUACUUUUAGCUUCCUGGGAAUGACAAUGUUGUGGCUAACAACAAUGAUCCAUCCAGCUAAAGAUGGUAAAUCAGCAACACUUGGAGAAAUGGCAAUUCUACUCUCUGCCUUAGGUCUCAUGUCGAUUGGAAAUGGAGGUCUUUCAUGCUCCUUAGCAUUUGGUGCUGAUCAAGUGAACAGAAAAGAUGAUCCAAAUAACCAUACGUUCCUGGAAAUUUUCUUUAGUUGGUAUUAUGCUUUCACACUUAUCUCUAUGAUAAUAGGUCUCACUGGAAUAGUAUAUAUCCAAGAUCAUCUUGGAUGGAAAAUCGGUUUUGGAGUUCCGGCAAUACUCAUGCUUUUGUCCACUCUCUUUUUCUUUCUCGCCUCUCCUCUUUAUGUAAAGAUUCAUACAAGGACCAACUUCUUUACUGGUUUUUCACAAGUGGUUUUUGCUUCCUAUAACAACAGAAAUAUUAUAUUGCCACCUAUAAACACUAGUCAUUUUUACCAUCAGAGCGAGGACUCGGAUUCUGCUGUUCCAACUGAUAAACUAAGGUUUUUCAAUAAAGCUUGUGUUAUUAAAGAUCAUGAAGAAGAUAAAGGUUGCGAUGGCUCAGCAAUAAUAAAUCCAUGGAGUUUAUGCACAGUAGAUCAAGUAGAAGAACUAAAAUCCAUUGUAAGAGUUAUUCCCUUAUGGUCAACAGGGAUCAUGAUGUCCCUUAACAUUGGAGGCUCAUUUGGAUUGUUGCAAGCUAAAUCAUUGGACAGACACAUCACCUCACACUUCGAAGUACCAGCAGGAUCUUUUAGUGUUAUCUUGGUAGGUGCAAUAUUCAUAUGGAUAGUUAUCUACGACCGCGUUCUUCUUCCUCUAGCGUCAAAGAUAAAAGGAAAACCAGUGAGGAUCAGUGCGAAAAAAAGAAUGGGAAUCGGGAUAUUCUUUUAUUUUCUCUACCUGGUAACUGCAGCGACGUUCGAGACUAUAAGAAGAAAGAAAGCAAUCGAUGAUGAUACUGAUGGAGUAUUGAAAAUGUCUGCAAUGUGGCUUGCACCGCAACUUUGCUUGGCUGGUAUAGCCGAAGCGUUCAAUUUAAUAGGCCAAAAUGAGUUUUAUUACACUGAGUUUCCAAGGACUAUGUCCAGUGUUGCUGUUUCACUUCCUGGAUUGGGAAUGGCUGCAGGAAAUUUGGUUUCUUCUUUUGUAUUUAGUACUAUAGAAAAUGUUACUUCAAGAGGCGGGAAAAAAGGGUGGAUUUGUGAUGAUAUUAAUGAGGGUCAUUUUGAUAAGUACUAUUGGGUUUUAGCUGGAGUUAGUGCUCUCAAUGUACUGUAUUAUUUGGUAUGUAGUUGGGCUUAUGGACCUUCAGUUGAAGAGUUAACUAAGGAUUAAUAUGA